AAAAAGAAAUCAAUGAGCGUGCCGAUAGUCAUCGCGGUCAAUCGCCAUGCCGACGAUUCCGAAAAUGCAAUGAAAAUGCAGAGCGUGAUGCCACACCGCCGGCGACUAUAAUAAGGUUUUUGCAGUGUCAUUUUGAUGUUUAGUUAUGCAAAAUCGCUCCGAAACCCUCCGUCGUCAAUUGAGAGGCCAUUUUUAAAGUGCCCUGUUCAUUAUAAGACGCGUCGCAGCUCACGGAAUGGAGUUGAACAUCUGGAAAGGUGACUGGGGCCUCCCGAGCAUCGAUACUGCGUGUCUCGAAGCGCUGGCAUACGCAAAGUUUUCCGGGGCACCUCUGAUAGUCAACGAGGUCAGAAGACCGUGGUUUGCAACACUACCCGUAAUGAGGCACGGCCCGUCCACGAGGAUUACAAAAUUUGAAGACAUGGUGUCUCAUUUUAGAAAACAAAAUUACAGCGCGGACAUUCAGCUUACCGCUCAGCAAUCGUCUGACGUCAGGGCAUACACAGCCAUGCUGAGGCAGAAGCUGAAACCUGCAUUGCUGUACCUGUGGUGGGUGGAUGCCAAGAACUACGUGGAGCUGACGCGGCCCUGGUACGCCAGGGCUCUCGCGUUUCCCCUCAACUACGUUCUGCCAGGGCAGAUGCAGAGGGACGCCAUGGCCGCCCUUCAGUGCAAGCUGGAACUCCUGGACCUGGAGGGGAAACAGGCUGAGACAGCGUUGCUGAAGGAGGCACAGGAGUGCCUGACAACGCUCUCGCAACGGCUAGGGAAGGAUACCUUUUUCUUCGGCAAGCGACCGACGUCGCUGGAUGCCGUGGUGUUUGCGCACCUUGCUCCUCUCCUGAAGGCCCCCUUCCCCAAUGCGGCCCUACAGAACCACCUGAAGGCCUGCGAAAACUUGGCAGCGUUUGUGGGUCGCAUACUGCAGCAGUACUUCCCGCCUGCCAGCGCAGAUUCCGAAAAAGGGGACCGACCUGGUGGGGGCUCGCCAGGCUCUUCAGACACAGACUUCAACUUCUCCUGGCUCAACACGACUCUUUCCGUCGCAUUUGCAGCAGGAGCGAUGUUGAUCUAUGCGGUCACGUCGGGACUAAUACAGAUUGAGUAUCAAGAGGCCGAGAAGGAAGCACAAGACGAAGAUUAAAGCUCGGAAGUACACGCUGUAAAUUUCUUUCUUUCUUUACACAGGUUUUGGCUUUUGUACGAUAUAGUAGUUCACUGUGCAAUGAGGGUGAUAGACGCUUGUAGAUAAAAGAAUGGUUGUAACUCUU
Ixodes scapularis (black-legged tick) is the source of this 1271-nucleotide messenger RNA. RefSeq names its product metaxin-1. Lineage: Eukaryota; Metazoa; Arthropoda; Arachnida; Ixodida; Ixodidae. The record is from RefSeq and is a predicted model, not a curated record. Gene Ontology annotation, biological process: mitochondrion organization. The transcript has 9 exons. Bases 236 to 1144 code for a protein of 302 amino acids. Gene Ontology annotation, cellular component: SAM complex.